Messenger RNA from Panicum hallii, 1173 nucleotides. Its product is annotated as vesicle-associated protein 1-3-like. The coding region runs from base 109 to 927 and encodes 272 amino acids. Gene Ontology annotation, cellular component: plasma membrane; endoplasmic reticulum membrane. NCBI's taxonomy places the organism in Eukaryota, Viridiplantae, Streptophyta, Magnoliopsida, Poales, Poaceae. Gene Ontology annotation, biological process: endoplasmic reticulum membrane organization. The record is from RefSeq and is a predicted model, not a curated record. The transcript is spliced from 9 exons.
AACAAAAGCGAAACUACGGCACCAGCGCCUGACCUCCAAAGUCCCCUUUUCCCACCACUUCUCCGUUCUCCCCCACCUCCCGCGAAAGCAGCAGCAGCAGCAGCAGCCAUGGCCGCCUCCUGCGACCUCCUCGACGUCGACCCGCCGGAGCUUCAGUUCCCGUUCGUGCUCGACAAGCAGAUCUCCUGCCCCCUGCGGCUCACCAACAGGACCGACAAUACCCUCGCCUUUAAGGUCAAGACGACGAGCCCCAGGAAGUACUGCGUGCGGCCCAACAAUGGCGUCGUACCCCCACGGUUCUCCUGCACAGUUGUAGUUACGAUGCAAGCGCAGAAGGUGGUGCCUCCGGAUUUGCAGUGCAAGGACAAAUUCUUGGUGCAGAGCGUGAUCGUCGGUGAUGGCUUGGCGUCCAAGGACAUAACCUCGCAAAUGUUCGUGAAAGAAGGGGGUAAUGUGGUUGAGGAGGUGAAGCUGAAGGUUGCUUAUGUGAUGCCACCUGAACCACAAUCAGAGAUUGCAGAGGAGCACGAUGGUUUAGAGAGAAUUUUAGUGCCUAUGCAGCGUAAUGUGGACAAUGGAAGGAGUACUUCAGAGCUGUCGAGUGGCUCUGUGUCUUUGAGAUCAGCUGAGGAGGUGGGAUCACCUGUUGGGCGAAUUGUGAAGAGUGAGGAGUUCCUGAAGGCUGCAGGACCUGCUCUGGAAACAAAAAUAUAUCCGGGACCUGCUGAACAAUCCAAUCAGCUGUCAGCUAUAAUUGCAAAACUGACUGAAGAAAAGAAUUCUGCACUUGAGCAAAAUAGAAAGCUUCGAGAUGAAUUGGAACUUGUAAGGCGCGAAGCCAGUAAACAGCAAGGCAGCUUCUCGCUGGUUCUCUUAAUAGCUAUUGGGCUACUGUGCAUCAUUCUGGGUUAUCUUGUAAAUAAAUGAGAAUUUUAUAGUCUAAUGGGGUACUAGUUAUGGUAAAUAAAAGGUGACAUAUCGUGUGAUUCUUAGAUUCGUCAGCCAGCUGCCAAUGCUACGAGCCGUGCGACAGCACGAGCGUCAAAUUGACAAAAGUGGGUUGUGUAAUGGCAUCUAGUUUGAUCCUUGAUGUAUUUUAACUAAUCGCUGGAAAAGUGAUUGCUCUUAUUGAGUUUGAUUUCUGUAUCAACCCCCUUCAAUUUAUCACCUAAA